This is a messenger RNA of Eriocheir sinensis (Chinese mitten crab), 1775 nucleotides long. RefSeq names its product adrenodoxin-like protein 1, mitochondrial (gene Fdx1). Gene Ontology annotation, biological process: P450-containing electron transport chain; positive regulation of oxidoreductase activity. Gene Ontology annotation, cellular component: mitochondrion. The record is from RefSeq and is a predicted model, not a curated record. Gene Ontology annotation, molecular function: 2 iron, 2 sulfur cluster binding. The transcript is spliced from 5 exons. Bases 283 to 825 code for a protein of 180 amino acids. Lineage: Eukaryota; Metazoa; Arthropoda; Malacostraca; Decapoda; Varunidae.
AGUCACCAAUAAACUAUUACUACUACUACAAACUACUACUACUACGAGAAAAAAAUACUUCAAAUCCUCCCUUGUACAGUCAAUAAACUAUUACUACUACUACUACUUAUUCUGAAUCUAUAUAUAAGCCCUUGUCAUUGAUUAUUUUAUUCAUAACCUGUUUUCUAGGCGGCUAAACAUACUCAGACAUGGAUACUUAGGAGAAAACAAUAUAAACACGGCAGACACGAACGCGAGAAUCCGUCUUGUGGUGAACGUCAACAAACCUCCUGACCUCCCGGCAUGGCGCGCUCCCUGGCCGUGCGGGGCGCCGGGCUGUGUGUGGCGGCCCUCACGCGCGGUCGCCUUCCCGCCAGGACCUACGCCAUCCUGCCGCGGCCGCAGAGGAGGCUGGUGCAGCGCUGCCUCACGACCACGCCAGGUCUUCAGACUGGCGAGUACGAAUGGCAGGACCCCAAGUCAGAGGAGGAAGUCGUCAACAUAACCUUCAUCGACCGCAGCGGCAAAAAGAUCCCCGUUCGCGGCAAGAUUGGGGACAACGUGAUGUACUUGGCCCACCGCUACGACAUUGAGCUGGAAGGUGCGUGCGAGGCCUCCCUGGCGUGCAGCACUUGUCACGUGUAUGUGGAUAAAGACUACACUGAUUGCCUGUCCGAGCCUGUGGAGGAGGAGGAGGACAUGCUGGACCUCGCUGUCUUCCUCAAGGACAAUUCCAGACUGGGCUGCCAGAUCAUCCUCACCAAAGAGCUUGAUGGCAUGACCCUCACACUGCCUAAGGCCACGCGGAACUUCUACGUCGACGGCCACGUACCCAAGCCCCACUGAGCUGCUGCGCCCACCACAGCUCCACUAACUCGGGUAGUUGUGUAUCAUCACCAGCAGGAAGAGCAAGUGAGGAACAGAAAUUUGGUACAUGGUCUCCUUUACUCGUCUUCCUGUGGUCAAGGGCAGCUAUGUAUAUUCUUCUUUAUUAUAAUUGGUGCCAGCCAACUAUAUAGUCCGUUCACUUAAGUCUGACCUAAGCUGACAACAUAAACCUAAGCGUGUUCGUAAGCACAGUGCAGAUUAGCAGAGAGUGUUGCGUGAGAUAAACACAAACAGAGGUUAAAGAAAACUUGGAAGCCAUAGCAAUAGCCAAUCAGCACUCGGCUUGUAAACACACUUAGGUUUAUGUUGUCAGCCUGGGUUGGACUUAAGUGAACAGACUUUAGUCCCCUAUGCUCUGCCACCCCCUCCCCCAUCACCAACUCCUUGAAGCUCUGCCCCCUCCGUCACCCUCUACCCAGUCUGCCUAGCCCAAACCCCUCUCCCUCAUCCCCUUCCCAGUUCGUGAGCCCGGUCUCCUCUCUCAUCUACCCAUUUCUUAAGCCCUCUCCCCCUCCCUUACCUUCUACCCUAAUCCUUAACUCUUGCCCAUCUACCUCACUCCCUACUUAUUAUCUUACUAUCAACUAUAACUUUGGUCUCAUUUCACAUCAGUUAUUAAGAGAUCAAUAUUUUGUGGUUCAUGUAAUAUUUUUCUACCAGACAGAAGAAUUAACCUUAGCCAAACGGUGAUGACUCCAGGCAGAGGGAAGGGCUUAGGAGACUAGUUGGCUGGUGGUGGCAGCCCUACCUCUGUGUUGUGGGUCCUCCAUCGGGCUGCUCUUGUGGGUGCUGGUGGAAGGGUUUCAUCUCACGCCGUCAUGAGGCGCAAUAUUGAUCUGACGAGACAGAAUGACUCACGGUUUUCCUCAAUGAUUUUUUUUUUAUUUAUUUUUUUUUAUUUUUUUUUU